AUGGUGGUGGUAGAUGGUGUGGUUGAUGGUGUGGUUGAUGGUGUGGUUGAUGGUGUGGUGGAUGGUGUGGUUGAUGGUGUGGUAGAUGGUGUGGUAGAUGGUGUGGUGGAUGGUGUGGUAGAUGGUGUGGUUGAUGGUGUGGUGGAUGGUGUGGUUGAUGAUGGUGUGGAUGAUGGUGUGGUGUGGUGUGGUGAUGGUGUGGAUGAUGGUGUGGAUGGUGGUGUGGUUGAUGGUGUGGUGAUGUGGUGUGUGAUGGUGUGGUUGGAUGGUGUGGUAGGUGUGUGUGGGUGUGUUGAUGGUGUGGUGAUGGUGUGGAUGAUGGUGUGGUGGAUGGUGUGGUGUGGAUGGUGUGGGAUGAUGGUGUGGAUGGUGAUGGUGUGGAUGAUGGUGUGGAUGAUGGUGUGGAUGAUUGAUGGUGUGGUGAUGAUGGUGUGGAUGAUGGUGUGUGUGAUGGUGUGGAGAUGGUGUGUAGAUGAUGGUGUGGAUGAUGGUGUGAAUGAUGGUGUGGUGAUGGUGUGGAUGAUGGUGUGUACGAUGGUGUGGAUGAUGGUGUGUACGAUGGUGUCGAUGAUGGUGUGUACGAUGGUUUGUACGAUGGUGUGGAUGAUGGUGUGGAUGAUGGUGUGUACGAUGGUGUGGAUGAUGGUGUGGAUGAUGGUGUGGAUGAUGGUGUGUACGAUGGUGUGUACGAUGGUGUGUACGAUGGUUUGUACGAUGGUGUGGAUGAUGGUGUGGAUGAUGGUGUGUACGAUGGUUUGUACGAUGGUGUGGAUGAUGGUGUGGACGAUGGUGUGGAUGAUGGUGUGGAUGAUGGUGUGGAUGAUGGUGUGUACGAUGGUGUGGAUGAUGGUGUGGAUGAUGGUGUGGAUGAUGGUGUGUACGAUGGUGUGGAUGAUGGUGUGUACGAUGGUGUGUACGAUGGUGUGUACGAUGGUGUGUACGAUGGUGUGUACGAUGGUGUGGAUGAUGGUGUGGAUGAUGGUGUGGAUGAUGGUGUGGAUGAUGGUGUGGAUGAUGGUGUGUACGAUGGUGUGGAUGAUGGUGUGGAUGAUGGUGUGUACGAUGGUGUGGAUGAUGGUGUGUACGAUGGUGUGUACGAUGGUGUGGAUGAUGGUGUGA
Messenger RNA from Knipowitschia caucasica, 1119 nucleotides. The record is from the annotation of a GenBank genome assembly. Lineage: Eukaryota; Metazoa; Chordata; Actinopteri; Gobiiformes; Gobiidae.